AUGGCUGCUGUCGCAAGAGAAUUGGAAGACUACCUCCAAUCUGGAAGGUACAAAGAUGGAUUGAGCAAGUGCAACAAGCUUUUGAAGAAGUCACCUGCAAACAAUCAGCUUCUCUACUUCAAGGCAAACUUUCUCUUCAGCAUGAUGCAACUUGAUGAGGGCAAUCAGAUCCUGGAUCAGCUUUGUAAUAGGAACCCUCCUAUCGUGGAUCUUAAUCUGAUUUCAGAUGUGGAUGAGCUGGCUACAAUGGCUGUGAUGGAUGAUUACCCACGUCCGCUGAGUAAUGGUCCGCGCGCUGGCAAGUUAUGGACGAAUGCGACAAACGCGGCAGGCAAGAAUGGUGUGAUUGCCAUCAACCAGAAGAGAUUUACGAUCGCAGUAAGCGAGCAAAGAUGGCAGGAUGCCGCUACAGCGUUGAUCGCCAUGAAGAAAGCCGACCCUGCUAACAAAAAGUACAAACUCGCUCAUAUUGCCAUUCAACAACUGCUCAGUGAAGCAGACAAGGAUGAAAAAAUGGCUGGCAUGAACCGCAUUCUUGCUUUCCGAAGUCUGAAGCAGCUACCAAUUGAGGACUCCGCACAAUUGAGACUUAUGAUGAACCUUAAUCGAAGACAGGGCCAGUGGAAAGACAUGAUUGAAGCAUUGGACUCGUUCAAGGACAAGACGGACGACAAGUUGGCCAAGCAGAUCAUGACCGACUGGCCUUUCACCAGAGAGAAGAUUCAACUGUAUAUCGCAGAGUCUCGUUGGCAGGAGCUAUUUGAUUUAUGUUCUUCUUUACUUGAGGAAAGCUCUGGGGAUGGUGCACUGAGAGUCAGAGAUGAUUGGGUCGUUUGGGAUGGUCUGGUGAAGGCUGCUUCCAAACUCGGAAAGGAAGAUGCUAUACCUGCCAUUAACGAGAAAGAUGACUGGAGAAUCAAGCGACUACAGAUGAUGGCCAAGGUACAGGCUACCGUUCUCUCCGAGGCAGAGACAGAUGCAAGCGCAAAGUCACAGAAGACUUUGCAGUCUGCCAAGGAGUUUUUCACCGAGUGGCAGUCGUAUCCCUUCUGCUAUGGCGAUAUCAGGGAGUUCGUUGAUGGCCUGUCAAAUGAGGCUCAGCAAGAUUUCCUGAAACAUGUCGCUGAAUCGUCGUUCAAGCUGACAAGUCCCGAAUCUGGGAAAUCAGCGAAGGUUUCUGAUCUCCUUACUUCCGAGAUCAACUCGUUGAAGUUCCAGUACCGCAUCAACAUUGGAGUCACUAAACCAGAGGCAGAAGUCAUCAAGAACUUUGCUUGCGAGUGCAUCCGACUCAUGGAAACCAGCUCGCAGAACAAGUUGCGCCUGUCAGAUGCUUGCUAUCUGGCCGUUGCAGCACUUAUCCGACUUUAUGAACUCGAGCAGGACAUUACGUACCUCUUCCAAGCGGCAUAUCUCCUUGAGACUGGUCCUGUCACGGAAGAUGCACACCCUGGUAAAGUUUUGCUCGUAUACCUCGAAACAGAACUCGGACUUCACUCUCUAGCCAUGAAACAGUAUGCUAGCUUGCGUGUCAGAGAGAUUCAGCAAGAGACCAUGGCCCACUCUCUCUUGACCAGAGUAUCUCUCAAUCAUCCUUUCGCACUUGAUCAGAGAGGCGAAGCUUCAAUCGAUCCCUACGAGAUCAUCGACAACGCCUUGGACAUGUUUUUCGCUACUGACAAGAAACUCGCGCACUCUCAGUCGUCACUCAUGAAGAAUGGACAAUGUGAUCUGGUCUUUGAACUGCAAGAGCUGCGUGAUACUCUCGAGCACAGUUUCACCAGGCGCAUGCUGAUUCUUGAGCAAUGCAGAAUGGCUCGUUUGACAGACAAUCCUUUCCAUCCUCGCACUCCUGACAUCCGCCCGAGUGUUCUAGAGUACUGGACUCAGAACCUCAAGGACAGCAGAGACUAUGCGGAGACGUUCAACCUCGAUGGUUUUGGAACUGAAAGCACGCCUGAACGCAGAUUAACUAGUGGAGGCAAGAUCCCCAACACCAACUGGAUUUCGCUGGCUAUCGUUAGUGAGGAUGUCUGGGCGUUACUUUCUAGCAGACCUACAGUUUGCUCCAAGCCAAGCAAUGUCACGGAAGAGGAAGCUGCUGCAUUCGCAAAGGCAAGCAGCAGCGAGCUUACUUCAACAGAGGAGUCUCUUGCAAAGCCAUGGGCACAACUGCUUCAAGCCACGAAAUCGCUUCUGGGCACUAACGAGACCAAGCCCGAUGCUGGUCUGCUCGACCGUUUGGCCACAUCCAUUCAGCAGCUAUCUACCUCAGACAUUCUCGGCGUCCAAAAGUCAUCUGGCUUGCCUCCAUCAAGCUUCACACUGCAGUCCUACUUCCUGCUGCUUGACCUCAUUCGCAGUGCCGCGUUCUUUUGCAAUGUCGCAAUUGAGGUAGAGAAGAAGAAGCGUCAAGGCAACCGCCUGCCACCACAACCCAUCCAGCGCAUUCGCGACGCUGUGGCCAAGCACUUUGCAGCUCUGCAGACACUUGCGCGUGAACAGAAAUCGAAGAUUGACGGCAGGGAUAUGGUACAAGCAUUGCGCGAGGGAGCAACUGGCGAUGCUAUGGCUGAUGCUCAGUUCUUGAGCCAGGGAAUUAGAGCGUUUGCUACCAAGGCUGAGGCAAGUGCUUUGGAUGCUUGGGAAGGAGUGUUGAAGGUCAGACUGGGGCUUAAAUGA
Molecule: messenger RNA, 2682 nt
Organism: Aureobasidium melanogenum CBS 110374
Lineage: Eukaryota; Fungi; Ascomycota; Dothideomycetes; Dothideales; Saccotheciaceae
Exons: 4
Coding region: 1-2682 (893 amino acids)
Biological process (GO): N-terminal peptidyl-methionine acetylation
Cellular component (GO): NatB complex; cytoplasm
Molecular function (GO): protein binding; protein-N-terminal amino-acid acetyltransferase activity
Source: RefSeq, a predicted model, not a curated record